This is a messenger RNA of Cynocephalus volans (Philippine flying lemur), 1859 nucleotides long. RefSeq names its product sulfide quinone oxidoreductase (gene SQOR). Bases 293 to 1645 code for a protein of 450 amino acids. NCBI's taxonomy places the organism in Eukaryota, Metazoa, Chordata, Mammalia, Dermoptera, Cynocephalidae. The transcript is spliced from 10 exons. The record is from RefSeq and is a predicted model, not a curated record. Gene Ontology annotation, cellular component: mitochondrion. Gene Ontology annotation, molecular function: sulfide:quinone oxidoreductase activity; FAD binding.
GCGAGGCCGGCUGUGGCCGCGUCCCUGGCUCUGUCCCGGUGCGCGCUCAAAGCCCGGUGCGGUCUGCCCUGGCAAUCGUGCCCAGGCUGCGGCGUCAGGCGGGGCAGAGGCGACACCUUUCCGGACCUUUCCUGGUGGGAGCCUCGCUCUCCCCGCCUCCAGCCUCCGCCCGGAGCGCCCGGCGGGCGGGGCCCCAGCCGAGGCCGGGAGCCGCAGCAGAGAGAGGCGGUUUCUGCUGCGCCAACGCUGUGACCGCAGGCUCCACUUGCCCCCGGCCUGAUCCAGCCUGAAGAUGGCCCCGCUGGCUGCCGUGGUGCCCAGCCCCCACACCCGGCUCUUGGCCUGCUUCCUCAGGCUGGGCACCCAGCAGGGCGGCCCCCUGCAGCUGCACACGGGGGCCAGCUGUGCCGCCAAGAGCCACUAUGAGGUGCUGGUGCUGGGUGGGGGCAGUGGUGGGGUAACCAUGGCCGCCCGCAUGAAGAGGAGAGUGGGUGCAGAGAAUGUGGCCAUUGUUGAGUCCAGUGAGAGACAUUUCUACCAGCCCAUCUGGACGCUGGUGGGUGCUGGUGCCAAACAGCUGUCCUCGUCUGGUCGUCCCACAGCAAGUGUGGUUCCAUCUGGCGUAGAAUGGGUCAAAGCUAGAGUGGCUGAGCUGAACCCGGACAAGAACUGCAUCCACACAGACAAUGGCAAGGAGAUCUCCUACAAAUACCUUAUUGUUGCUCUCGGAAUCCAGCUGGACUAUGAGAAGAUUAAAGGCCUACCUGAAGGUUUUGCUUAUCCCAAAAUAGGGUCCAAUUAUUCAGUUAGGACCGUGGAGAAGACGUGGAAAGCUCUGCAGGACUUCAAGGAGGGCAAUGCCAUCUUUACCUUCCCAAAUACUCCGGUGAAGUGUGCUGGAGCCCCCCAGAAGAUCAUGUAUCUAUCAGAAGCCUAUUUCAGAAAGACAGGGAAGCGAUCCAAGGCCAAUAUUAUUUUCAACACGUCUCUUGGAACAAUUUUUGGGGUUAAGAAGUAUGCAGAUGCCUUGCAGAAAAUUAUCCAGGAGAGGAACAUCACUGUGAACUACAAGCAAAACCUCAUUGAAGUUCGAGCUGAUAAACAAGAGGCUGUUUUUGAGAACCUGGACAAACCUGGAGAGACCCAAGUGAUUUCAUAUGAAAUGCUUCAUGUCACACCGCCAAUGAGCCCACCAGAUGUCCUCAAGACAAGUCCUUUGGCUGAUGCUGCUGGCUGGGUGGACGUGGAUAAAGAAACCCUGCAGCACAAGAAAUACCCAAAUGUGUUUGGGAUUGGGGACUGCACCAACCUUCCUACAUCAAAGACCGCAGCUGCAGUAGCUGCCCAGUCAGGAAUCCUGGAUAGAACAAUUUCCAUGAUUAUGAAGCAUCGAACGCCAACGAGGAAGUAUGAUGGCUACACAUCGUGUCCACUGGUGACCAGCUACAACCGGGUGAUUCUUGCGGAGUUUGACUAUAAUGCUCAGCCGCUGGAAACCUUCCCCUUUGAUCAGAGCAAAGAGCGACUUUCCAUGUACCUCAUGAAAGCUGACAUGAUGCCUUUCCUGUACUGGAAUAUGUUGCUAAGGGGUUACUGGGGAGGACCAGCCUUUCUGCGGAAGUUGUUCCAUCUGGGUAUGAGUUAAGGAUGGCUCAGCCCUUGUUCUUUUUGGAUGGCUUCUGGAACAAAAUCAGUCUCUGAUGGAUCAACAGCAGCAUGAACUACUGGGAACCUAACACUGUAAAGAGUUUUUUGCUGGAUAAUGGUGACCAAAUGCCUCCCUCUUCAGUACCCAUGAACAGCCACCAUGUAGGCUGCCCAGGAUGGGCUUUAUUCUUUGGAAACAUUCAAAUGAAAGA